AUGGUGGCUUUCUUGUUGCCACUGCAGCUGCCAGCUCCUCCUCUCCACACUCGUCCUCUUCCCCAUCACCGCCCACCAGUCGCCAUCGCCAUGGCCUCGGCCUCCACCGCGGACAGCCCCAAUCCCAUCGUGCUGGGCUGCGGCGCCGCGUCCGUAGACUAUCUGGCCACGGUCGCCUCCUUCCCCAACCCCGACGACAAGAUCCGCAGCCUCGCCCUCAAGGUGCAGGGAGGGGGCAACACGGGCAACGCCCUCACUGCAGCUGCACGCCUCGGCCUCCGCCCCAGGAUCAUUUCCAAGGUAUCUAACGAUGCUCAAGGAAGAAACAUCCUCAAGGAGCUGCAAGAUGACGGCAUCGACACAUCCUACAUGCUCGUUGCUGAGGAUGGGAAUUCUCCCUUCACCUACAUUAUUGUUGAUAACCAAACGAAAACUCGUACGUGUAUACACACUCCUGGUUAUCCCCCGCUGUUGCCAGAGGAGCUCACAAAGGAAAACUUGUCUGCCGCUUUAGAUGGUGCAGACAUGGUCUAUUUUGAUGUGCGGUUGCAUGAGACUGCUUUAAUCGUUGCAGAAGAGGCAAGUCAAAGAAAAAUCCCUAUUUUAAUUGAUGCCGAAAAAAAGAGGGAGGGAUUGGAUGAGCUUCUUAAUUUUGCAUCCUAUGUUGUAUGUUCUGCAAAGUUUCCUCAGGCCUGGACAGGAGCCUCAUCAACACCAGUUGGUUUGGUUUCCAUGCUUUCAAGAUUACCGAAGAUCAAAUUUGUUAUUGUAACUCUAGGGGAGAAAGGUUGCUUAAUGCUUGAAAGAAGCACAAUAGAUGCUUCUGAGGCAGACAAAAUAGACAUAGAGGUACUGUUGGAAUCUCUAGAGAAGAAAGUUGAUGAGAGCUCUACGACACCAAAUUGCAUUACUUCCAUGGCUAAUUUGAGAAUAAGUGCAGAUGAAGUAGGGUCCAUAAGUGGCAGGUUACUGCUAGGCACAGCCGAAGUUAUACCACCCGAUGAGCUCAUCGAUACAACUGGUGCAGGAGAUGCAUUCAUUGGAGCAGUUCUAUAUGGUGAGAUGGUUGCAAUUGCUAACUACUUUGACAGUUUUGAAGUCUAUCACAUGGACUGA
Molecule: messenger RNA, 1116 nt
Organism: Miscanthus lutarioriparius
Lineage: Eukaryota; Viridiplantae; Streptophyta; Magnoliopsida; Poales; Poaceae
Source: the annotation of a GenBank genome assembly